AUGAAGCUGUUCAGGCGCAAGCAGCCCGAGGCCACGGAGCCCAACAGCUCCAAGAAGCGGAUGCCUAGGAAAGUCGCCAUCGUAGGCAGCGGUUGCGCUGGCCUUGGUGCGGCGUGGGCGCUGAAAGAUAGCGACUAUGAGGUGCACAUCUUCGAGAAGUCCGAGAAGCUGGGUGGCCACACGAAUACGCAGAACUGGAAACAUGGAGACGAAACCGUUCCCGUCGAUACGGGCUUCAUUGUCAUGAAUACCGCAACCUAUCCGAACUUUAUCAGAUUCUUGAAGGCGGUCGGCGUUAACCCCGUCGACACUUUCAUGACCUUUGGGGUCUCGCGCGAUCAUGGUGCUUUCGAGUGGUCCGGUGAAGGCCAGGGAAUCUUUGCUCAACGCCGAAACAUCUUCAGUCCCAGACACUGGCGAAUGAUUUUUGAUAUUAUCCGGUUCAACCAGUUCGCUCUGGACCUGCUGGCAGACGAGGAUGAGGAUGGCAUCGACAGACUUGGCUCGCCAAAGCGGAUCAGAAACGAGAUCGCAAACAUGAGCAUCGGCGAAUACCUGGUCAGGGAAGGCUACUCGCAAGGCUUCCGGGAUGACUACUUGAUUCCUAUGACGGCCGCCGUCUGGAGCACAUCGCCAGACAAGGCCAGCCUAGAGUUCCCUGCAAAGACUCUCAUCCGAUUCAUGUGGAACCAUCAUUUGCUUUCUACACUGGCCGAACGACCUCCUUGGUUGACGAUACCAGGCGGAUCUCAAAGAUAUAUCGACGCCAUUGUCGAUCAAUUCCCUGAUGAGCGUCUUCACCUACACACAUCAUGCGAAGUUGCCAACGUGCUACGUCCUGGUCGUGAAGGCGAGGGUCUCGUAACGGUCUCAUGGAUCAACGCAAAGUCUGGUCGGAUCGAAGGCGACGCAUUCGAGCAUGUCAUUCUCGCAUGCCACGGAGACGAAGUUUUGCCCCUACUUGCAAAGCAUGGCGCUGAGCGGCCCGCUUCUUCGUCCUCCAGCACAGCCAGCGCUUCUAUCAAGGGCAGUACCCCGACCAAGUCCAACGGAUUUAUCAAGGCAUCCAGUGGUGUUCAAUAUGUGACCCAAGAGGAAGUCGAUAUCUUGUCAACAUUCCAGACUACAGAGAAUGUAGCGUACCUCCACUCAGAUCUUGCUCUUAUGCCCAAGCGAAGAGAGGUGUGGACCAGCUGGAACUACCUUAUCAACUCAUCGCCAUCGAAAUUGUCGCAUCCCGCUGGUGUGAGCUUGACAUAUUGUAUGAACAUUCUGCAGCACUUCGACGAGGACAUGUUUGGACCGAUCCUGGUGACAAUGAACCCGGACCGCGAGCCAGAUCCACAACUCACACAAGGCAAGUUCGUCUAUCGGCAUCCCUUGUAUACAGUAGAGGCGGUGGAGGCUCAGAAACGGCUGGAGACAAUUCAGAACACUCGGGGCGUGAGCUAUUGCGGUGCUUGGACUAAGUAUGGAUUUCACGAGGACGGCUUCAGCAGUGGAUUGCGAGUCGCGAUCGAGCAUCUGGGAGCCAAGCUGCCCUUCGAGUUCGUGGACUCUACUUACAGCAGAGGACAUAAGCCUGACCUCAUCUGGAAGGAUUACCUAUUGAGAUUGGUUCUUUUGAUUCUGCUGUUCUGGCUCCGCAUUCUGGACGUCGUGGUGAGAUUGCCACUAAUAUCAACUGCAGUCCGGCUUGGGGGAGGAGUAGGAACAUUCGCUCUUGAUAUGGGCGAAAACGUGGGAUUAUUAUGA
Zasmidium cellare ATCC 36951 is the source of this 1755-nucleotide messenger RNA. RefSeq lists its product as uncharacterized. NCBI's taxonomy places the organism in Eukaryota, Fungi, Ascomycota, Dothideomycetes, Mycosphaerellales, Mycosphaerellaceae. The transcript has a single exon. Gene Ontology annotation, molecular function: oxidoreductase activity. Bases 1 to 1755 code for a protein of 584 amino acids. The record is from RefSeq and is a predicted model, not a curated record.